Solanum dulcamara is the source of this 1816-nucleotide messenger RNA. Its product is annotated as flavin-containing monooxygenase FMO GS-OX-like 4. The transcript has 7 exons. Gene Ontology annotation, molecular function: NADP binding; N,N-dimethylaniline monooxygenase activity; flavin adenine dinucleotide binding. The coding region runs from base 131 to 1600 and encodes 489 amino acids. The record is from RefSeq and is a predicted model, not a curated record. NCBI's taxonomy places the organism in Eukaryota, Viridiplantae, Streptophyta, Magnoliopsida, Solanales, Solanaceae.
UCACGGGUGGGUCCACCUAUUACCACAUGACCACAUGCAUUUAUGCAACAACUAAACAAAUCAAAACACAAAAAACAUAUACAAACACAACACUCAACCAAACAAAAAAGGCUUAAAAAUAUAACCAGUUAUGAUUCUUCGAAGUGUCUUCUCUUCAAACCAACUUUAUUCUCGCACACUUACGCAAAUGACACUUGUAUCCCCAGCUUCAUCCCAUUUUCCCAUCCUCUCUAUGCCUCAAAAUUCCUCCAAAAACGUCGCCGUUAUCGGUGCGGGCUCCGCGGGCCUCGUCGCGGCCCGAGAACUCCAACGAGAAGGUCACAGCGUAGUUGUAUUCGAACGAGAAAAUCAAUUAGGUGGCACAUGGGUCUACACGCCCAAUACAGAAUCGGACCCGGUUGGGAUCGACCCGAAUCGGGAGAUUGUUCAUUCAAGUCUUUAUUCAUCUCUUCGUGUUAAUCUUCCUCGGGAAGUAAUGGGUUUUGGGGAUUACCCGUUUGUGGCCAAGAAAAAGUCCGGUAGAGACCCGAGAAGGUAUCCGGGUCAUGGGGAGGUGUUGGAUUAUUUGAAUGAUUUUGCUGUUGAUUUUGGGAUUAUUGGGCUUGUGAGGUUUGGGAUGGAAGUGAGGUAUGUGGGAAUGUUGGAUAAUGGGAAAUGGAAGGUUAGUUAUAGAAAGAGAGAAAAUGAUGCUGUGUUUGCUGAUGAGGAGUAUGAUGCUGUUGUAGUAUGUAAUGGACACUAUACUGAACCAAGAAUUGCUUAUAUUCCUGGAAUCGAAGUUUGGCCUGGAAAGCAAAUUCACAGCCACAACUACCGUGUUCCUGACCCUUUUCAAGACCAAGUUGUUGUGCUGAUAGGGGGUGCUGCUAGUGCUACUGAUAUCUCUAGAGAAAUUGCUGAAGUUGCUAAAGAGGUCCACAUUUCUUCUAGAUCAGCUACAAGUGGAGUUCCGUUGAAGCUUCCUGGCUAUGAUAAUAUUUGGCUCCAUGAUAUGAUUGAAGGUGUUGGCAGUGAUGGUAGUGUGAAUUUUCAAGAUGGGUCCAAAAUCCUUGCUGACAUCAUCCUACACUGCACAGGGUACAAAUAUCAUUUUCCUUUCCUUGAAACUAAUGGGAUAGUAACUGUCGAUGACAACCGUGUUGUUCCACUUUACAAGCACAUUUUCCCACCAGCCUAUGCACCAAGUCUUUCAUUUGUUGGGCUGCCUUGGAAGGUUAUACCAUUCUUCUUGUGUGAAUUGCAAAGCAAGUGGAUCGCUAGUGUUUUAUCUGGUCGCAUUUCUCUCCCUUCAAAGGAAGAUAUGAAUGCUGAUAUUGAAGCUUUCUACUCAUCCAUGGCAGCCUCUUGCAUUCCAAAACGGUACACUCACAAUAUGGAUGACAAUCAGUUUGACUACGAUGAUUGGUUGGCUGCUGAGUGUGGAUCUCCACCCUCUGAAGAAUGGAGAAAGCAAAUGUACUUUAUCUCAAGAAAGAAUAAAAAGAUACUGCCUGAGACAUACCGUGAUGAGUGGGACGAUGAUGACUUGAUCAUUCAAGCUCAUGAAGACUUUGUAAAAUAUAUUCCUGAACUAGCUCAAGAACAGAAGCUCUCAAGAUGAUUCUUUUUGAUUAAUUUUGUUGUUGCAUGAAAAUAUAUAGCUGAAUAAAUCAAAAGGUAUAGUAAAACCUGGAAAUUCCUCAAUUAAUUUCAAUUGUAACUCUUGCCAUUGAAAUUUAAUGCAAGUCUUCCAGCUUGUAAACAUAUUCAGGCUACUUCUAUGCUUGUACAUUUAUUUUCAAAAGUCUUUCGGUUUGACAUUUUAGAAUUCUCCAAA